GUUUCCAGUAAUUUCUACGGGCAACAAAACCAGCGGCAGGAGUCGAGAGGUUUCGAGAAGCGAGCUGGUCUCACCGGUAUUAGAAACGUUUCGCCGCCUUCUCCAUUCAUUUCAGUUGAUUAUCUGUUUUAACGCCGAUUCAACAUGGCGAAGUGGGGAGAAGGAGACCCUCGCUGGAUCGUGGAGGAGAGAGCGGAUGCUACAAAUGUCAACAACUGGCAUUGGACGGAGAGGGAUGCUACAAACUGGUCAUCAGAGAAGCUGAAGGAACUACUUAUGGGGCUGCGGGUGGAGAGUGACGACGGCAUGUGUGAGAUCACAGAGUUCAGCAAGGUGGAGGGAGAGGCAUCUAUUAACAACCGGAAAGGGAAACUUAUUUUCUUCUAUGAAUGGAAUCUAAAGGCCACCUGGACAGGGACAUCAAAGUCAGGAAUCAAAUACAAGGGGAAUAUAGAAGUUCCGAACCUUUCAGAUGAAAAUGACAUGGAUGAUCUUGAUAUCAGCGUGAGUCUUUGUAAAGAUGAGCCUGAGACAACGUUGCUCUCUCUGAUGAGGAGGGAGGGAGCGGAUAAAGUUCGUUUAACACUCGCCAGCUAUGUGGACUUCCUCAAAACAGAGUUCACACAGGGCAUGAUUCUGCCUACAGCCAAUGGUGUGACAAAACAGCAGAACGCCCAGGCACCAGUUAAGUCGAACAAAACUCAGAUCAGCUCAUCCACUGCUGCUGCUCCUCCUCCCAGCACAGGGGUGAAGAUCCCCACUUGCAAGUUUUCACUAAAGGACACUUUCCUCACCUCACCAGAUGAGCUUUACAGGGUCUUUUUAAACCAAGAAAUGUUACAGGCUUUCACACGCAGUAGUGCUGUGGUUGAGCCAGAGAAAGGUGGGAAAUUCCGCCUGUUGGACGGACAUGUGAAUGGAGAGUUCCAGGAGCUGGUACCCGACCAGAAGAUAGUAAUGAAAUGGAGGUUUAACUCAUGGCCUUGUGAGCACUAUGCGACGGUGACAUUGACAUUUACAGACAAGGGUAACGAGACCGAGUUAAAGAUUGAGUGUCGGGGGGUUCCCGAGAGCGAAGAGGAAAGAACACGAGACGGUUGGCAGAGGUAUUACUGCCAUGCCAUUAAACAGACUUUUGGCUAUGGUGCACGACUCUGCUGAGCCCAGGUUGUAGCCGCCACUGUUUUUGACUCGACUUUUUUGGGUUUCGUUUGUUUUAUUGGUUUUAUUUUCGUUUAUUUUGGACCACCUUCACAUGAGAGGAUGUGAAUGCGACUGAACAGCAGAUAUCACAUUGCUCCAUUAUCAACAUGUUCCUUUCUGAUUGUGAUGUUUACAGUAAUUAAAGAAAAGACUUUGAGAAACCAGAACUGAAAGAGAUGAAUACAGAUGGGAGAAACUUGAGUCAUAUGAAUGUGUAAUAUAAUUGAUAUUUUAGUAUGGUAUCUCUCUGAUGGCAGUCUUUUCCUGUUCUGUUAAGGUUCAGGGUUGAACGAUGCAUUUUAUGCACUGGGUGUUUUUUUUUCUCAUUUUCAUGAAGACUGUUUCGGAAAAGAAACAAGAGGAAUUUCAGACCACCUAAGUUCCUAAUUGUAUGAAAGAAGGAAAUUGACAUUGUGGCUUUUGUUCAUGUAAAUGUUUUGUCAUCAUGUUAUCAAAAUAGUAUUAUGAAUAUGUCAUUUUUAUCCAUAGCAAUUUAUAUUCUUUAAAAAUAAUGCAAGAUUCCGAAAGCCUGUUUCUUUUGUGUCAAACUGAUUAUAUUAAAAUCUGUGUAAAAUGCACAACUAGGCAUUUUUGGAUUGUGCUUUUCUAAUUGCUGGAGGCUAGCUUUGUAUUUCUGCAAGUACUGUAUUUCAACCUUAAUAGGGCUUUGUGCUAAAAUAUUGAAAUGCUAAACUCUAAAGUGGAAGUACAAAAACGUUCACUCAGUAUUGGAAUAAAAUGGUGAAAAAUAUCCUGCCCCAAAUAAUGAUUCAGCAAAACGUUUGUAGCCUAUUGGUUUUAUUUAUUUUCAUGUAUAUCUUCAUCACAAUUUGUGACCAGACAAAGAGCAUCACUUAAGAAUAAAAAGCCUUUGAAACAUC
Messenger RNA from Triplophysa rosa, 2084 nucleotides. RefSeq names its product AHA1, activator of heat shock protein ATPase homolog 1b (gene ahsa1b). The record is from RefSeq and is a predicted model, not a curated record. Gene Ontology annotation, biological process: protein folding; positive regulation of ATP-dependent activity. Lineage: Eukaryota; Metazoa; Chordata; Actinopteri; Cypriniformes; Nemacheilidae. The transcript is spliced from 9 exons. Gene Ontology annotation, molecular function: protein-folding chaperone binding; ATPase activator activity. Gene Ontology annotation, cellular component: cytosol. The coding region runs from base 145 to 1161 and encodes 338 amino acids.